This is a messenger RNA of Ostreococcus tauri, 942 nucleotides long. RefSeq names its product unnamed product. Lineage: Eukaryota; Viridiplantae; Chlorophyta; Mamiellophyceae; Mamiellales; Bathycoccaceae. The transcript has a single exon. The record is from RefSeq and is a predicted model, not a curated record. The coding region runs from base 1 to 942 and encodes 313 amino acids.
AUGAACGAGUACGAGCGCAAGCGCGAGGAGCGCAUCGCAAGAAACAAGGCCAUCCUCGCCGCUCUCAUAUCAAGUGACCCCACAGCGCGGGCGUGCGUGGAGGAGACGCGUCUCUCAGCUGGCAAAGCUCGCUCGGCGCACAAGUCGCCGAAACAGAAAAAAGUAAUCGACGACGCGAAUCUACGACGGUCGAACCGCGCGCGGAAGUUAUCCGCGCCCGUGUACACGACAUUCGACGUGGACGAGGACUUGGGCGACGCACGAGCGUGGAAGAAGACGAAACGAAGAAGUGACAAGCAGGACGAGCACGCGUCUCGGAGCGAAACGGCGGCGGCGCGUAAGCCGAGCGCACCGCCGAGCGCGAACUCGAUUCGAGCGCUCCGAGCGCGCCUGUGGGAGAUGUACACAAAUUACUUGGGCGAGCGCGUGGAGCCGCCGGAGGGAGACGGUGGGUUGAAGGCGGCGGUGGUGAAAGCUCUGAGUCCGGUGCACAGUCCGAAGUUCAGCAAGAUGAGUGGAAUACAGGAGUGGAAAAAUUGCGUCGUACUGUACGUCAACGUAGGCGAUAAGCACGGAAACACGUACGAUAAUGUCUUUACCGGCGCGGGCUCGCGCAUCUCUUGGUUCGCGCAGCCGAGACAAGAUGAAGAGUCGUCAGCAAUUAAAGUUGUGCUCAAGACGAUGACGUUGGAAGAAGAGAGCGUGGAAGACGCGGUGAAACGCGCCGAAGACGGUGAUGAUUCGGCCCUGAAGUACGUCGAUUGGCCGCUGCAUUUGUUUUGUCGCAUGGAGGGCGAUGCGUACGUGUACUGCGGACGGUUAAAGAUGGUGGAUUACGACCGAAACAAGCGACCGAUGAAAUUCCAGCUUCGAUUACUGGACGCACCACUGUUGAGAAGUUCGCGUGAAUUCUUAGGACUCGUCGAGUUAGGCUCGACCUAA